CUCCUCCGUAGAAAGCUCACCCGACGACGACGACGGCGGCGGCAUCGAAGUCUCACAGCGAGUACCUCUUACGUUUUCUCACUUGCAGACAGUGCGGUUCUGUUGGCGUCGUGAGGAAGAGAAGUUUUAGUACGUGCGAGACAUACGCGAGAAGUCGACCAAUUCUAUCUGGUUUACCCAGUGAGAUUUCGUGCGAGACUUAGAAAAUAAGUCUCAUGAGGGAUUGAGAGAGGACGGCCACGGCUGAGAGAAAGACGAGACAAUAUGCGGGAGAGAGUAUGGCUUCUGCUUAUGCUAUACGGGUUGCUACUGGCAUCGGCUGUUUCCGGUGCACUGAAGGCUACCAGACCGAAAUUUAAAAUUGCUACAACCAGUACAACCACUACGGAAGAACCGGAAACGGAGGAUACCGAGGUAACGACAGUCUCUACAGAAGUGAACGCAACUACUGGCCACACGUUGACGGGAAUUCCACAAAUCGACUACAUAUGGGAUCCUAAUUUACCACGUGAAUUAAAUGGUUACAAUCUGAGUGAAUAUCCAUUUUACAAUAGCAUACCUGAAGAGAUUGACUUCAAAUGCGACGGUCUCCAUGAUGGAUUUUACGCCAGCGUACCGCACAAGUGUCAGGUCUAUCAUCACUGUCUGUUUGGAACGCGAUACGAUUUCCUCUGUGCCAACUUCACAGCCUUUGAUCAGAAGACCUUCAUCUGCCACUUCGCGUCCGAGGUCGACUGUGCCAAUUCGAAGAAGUACUGGCACAGAAAUGAUGCUCUAUACCAGGCUGCCACAACGACGACAACGUCUACGACGACUACCACGACGCAGGCACCAGCUACGGCCCCGCCAGCCAGAGGGGCACCACGCGACCGGGAUCUACCUGGCAGAAGAAGGCCGCCGUUCAGAAGGAGGCCAGCUUAUGAUUACUACGAUGACUAUUACUAUGAUGAUGACUUUGACAGACCCAAGGGUAGAGGAGGAUACGACAGACGGGAGGAAUAUGACUAUGAGGAUAGGAAAUUCAGAAGAGAUCGUGACAGGGAUAGACGCUUUAGGGACAGAGACGUCAGAGAUCGCGAUGUAAGGGAUAGGGAUGCACCUAGGACUAGGGAACCUGAUAGACCCUUGAGGGAUGAUAGAGAUCCACCCAGGACUAGGGAACCUGAUAGACCCUUAAGGGAUGAUAGAGAUCGCGAGAUGUCACCUAGAGAACGUUAUCCUCCAAGAUCCAACCGACGAGACCCUGUACGAGGUACUAGAGAUCCCGUCGAGGAAGAACCUAGAAGUAGGACUCGUGAUCCGGAACCUGGAACUAGGUCCAAGGAAGUAUUGGAUGAUCCUGAGGUUGAUGACCGCAGAACUAUUGACUCCAGGUCUAGAGAUACGGAUGACAGAAGAUACCCGGACAAGAGACAUAGAGAAGAGUAUGACGACAAGGAUGGUGGGGUACCUUCUGCAGUCACACCCGGUACCACUGAAGGUCUAGUGAAGCCUAACGCACCUAGUUCGUCAGUUUACGCCAGACCCAGGGUGCCGCCGAAGAUUCGUAGACCGGUACCGUUAUCUGAACAGGAAAAAUACGCUUAUAAAGUCACUGCUGUACAGCCCACUGACGAGAUUCGGAGAAGACCGGCUGACAUUCCUGAGGAUGAUUACUACGAGGAGGACCUCGAGGAGGUGAGACCACGUCGUCCUAUGAGAAGACGACCUGCAUACCGGGAUAGGGAUCGUGAUUUCUACGAUGUGAGGGAUCGAGACCGGCCCUUGAGAUCGCGAUACAGGGACGAGGAAGACGACUUACGACUUAGGAAGUAUCCUGAACGAUCUAGGGACAGGUAUUACGAUCGUGACAGGAGCAGGGAUAGAUCCUUGGAUCGAGGAAAGGAACGUGUCAGACCAUCUCAGGACAGCGAACGAUCAGAGAGACCGUACACGGGAAGAACUGCUGAACGAGAUAGAGAAGAUCGUCCUAGAUUAUCCGCAUCUCCGUCCUCUUCGAGCGAAGUGCCUAGAAGGUCGAAUAUUUAUGAUAGAUCUACGGAAAAGCCUGCAGUUACCACGACGACUGUUGCUCCAGUAGAAGAUCCAGUGAUACAUGAGGACCAUCUUGAUGCCAUUGAUCGUCCUGGGAGACCUUCAGAACCCGAGGAACGUCCUGUGAAGUCAAAUAACAAUACUCCUACAGAAAUUGUUCAAGACCAAAACAAGGAUAUAGAACGACCCUUGAAACCUCAACGACCUGAGCGUACUGAAAAACCGGAAACUUAUUAUAAAGAUGAUCAUACACAGGAGCAAAGCUCUGCCGAGCAGUAUUCCUCAGAAUACUAUGACGAGCCUGAGGAUCCUCCAGCACCUUCACCUAGGACAACAGUGCGUAUCGUAAAGAGACCAUUCCUGCCAUCUAGAGGAGGCAAUCCGAACCCCAGAGGAUUAUUACCAGUAGGUAAUAGAUCAACUGGAUCUGCAAGGCGCGAGGAAGAUAGAACGCGGACUAAGAUAACGACUACGGAGGAGCCGAAGGUAGAUUAUCUGGAGGAGGAAGACGAGGAUGAGGAUGAUGAAGUACGAAGAGCAGUUCCAGAGGAUGAUUCUCAAUCGUCCAAACAGCCGUACGAUGCUUACAAGGCUAUACAGAGCGAUCUUCAGCAGAAGCAGCGACCCGAAGAACCCGACAACAUAGUCACUAGACCAUCCGCAAGAAAACCCCUAAACAAGGAUGAGGAAGCACCAAGUGCAGAACUACCAGGAUCAGGAAGAGGAUCUCCAAUGGAACGAAGACCCCAGGAACAGGAAGAGUCACCAUCCUGGAAUGACAGUAUAGAACAAUCGGCUCAGGAUAGACCCAAGGGAAACGAAAAUCCAGGAUACACUGCCAACCGUGGCCAAAUUCGUCAUCCCUCGACGGAGACUAAUCUCUACAGUUCAACGUACAAAACUGAUGAUUCCCAAGAUCAGUCAUCGACCAAUGGAAAUUUUCGGGUGAAACAAAGAAUAAAUGAGGUUACUCACCCUCUCCAGGACAUUCCUGAGAGCGAAUAUGACAUUACCCUAAAUGACGCCUUGACGCCGACGCUCAACCAGGAGUCUAGCCUAUCAGGAGGCUUUGUACUUCCCUUGCAUCGUCAACUGGGUCGUGACACGGUACUCCAAUCCUCUGAGAACAACUAUCAGUUCUCCAGGCCAACUACUUCACAACAGCAACUACAGCAGCAGCAUCACAACCAACAACAAAAACCAUUUGUACCAAGUACCCAAUAUGUUCCAUCUAUGAACGAACGUCCUAGAACCGUAUACUUCAGAACACCGGAAACUAUCCACAUAAGCGGAAGUCAGUACAGAACACAGAGGGGAGGACCCUGGCACGAUUACACCGGCUACUGAGUUUAAGAAAAAAAAAGCGCUAAUAAUAUUAUAUUAUAAAUGACCAGUGUUCUAUGGAGGAGUAGUACUACCGACGCUUGUUGACGACUUCCUCUUGGUGCCAAGUGUACUCGUCUUUUUCUUGCAAAUGACACUGAGACACAAUCCUUACACGAUUCGCACUGGAGAGUCAUCGAUGGGUCCUGAUAUGCUUCUUUCCUUUCCUAACGAUUACUGGCAAUGUCCA
Molecule: messenger RNA, 3607 nt
Organism: Cephus cinctus (wheat stem sawfly)
Lineage: Eukaryota; Metazoa; Arthropoda; Insecta; Hymenoptera; Cephidae
Product: RNA-binding protein 25
Exons: 9
Coding region: 265-3381 (1038 amino acids)
Cellular component (GO): extracellular region
Molecular function (GO): chitin binding
Source: RefSeq, a predicted model, not a curated record